AUGACGAUACACUUCAACGCAGACCUGCGGCCCAUCGUGAAGGAAAGAGUGGGCAUGCUGCACUGGAUAGUUGACCCCGCGUGUUCUGGUUUUAUCAUCGCGUACGAUCUCGGCGGAAACCAGGUCUUAAUCAGCAAUUUUGACUCAAAUAAACACCCCGCUGAGGCGUGGAGUGAACACCUCGCGCGCGCAACUGUUACGGCUGCAAUAGGAAAGGACAUACCUUUCAAAAUACUCAGCUAUAGGCCUUGGGUGUUGAGUCGAAAAGUUGCAAAAGAGUACAGACGCGGCAACACAUUUUUGCUCGGCGAUGCAGCGCACUCCUUCCCACCAACAGGUGGUCUCGGUCUCAACUCAGGCCUAGCUGAUGCACAUAACCUGGUCUACAAGAUCGCUGCUGUGCAUCAGGGGUGGGCGAAGCCGUCCAUCCUCGACACGUACGAGGCCGACCGACGCCAGAUCGCGCUGGUGGCCUCUUCGCAGAGUGUCAAAAACGGGAAGACCAUCUUUUCGUUUUUGAAAGCCGUGGGUACAGCCGGUAUUGACGAUGUGGACGAGGCAAGAGCGAACAUGUACAAGACGAUACACGACCCCGCGAAAGAGGACUUGAUAGCGCAGAAUGUGGAAGGGCAGCGGGAACACUUUGACAACGUAAGUCUGAAGUUGUGA
This is a messenger RNA of Colletotrichum chrysophilum, 669 nucleotides long. RefSeq lists its product as uncharacterized. Gene Ontology annotation, molecular function: FAD binding. Bases 1 to 669 code for a protein of 222 amino acids. The transcript has 3 exons. Lineage: Eukaryota; Fungi; Ascomycota; Sordariomycetes; Glomerellales; Glomerellaceae. The record is from RefSeq and is a predicted model, not a curated record.